Myxozyma melibiosi is the source of this 1580-nucleotide messenger RNA. RefSeq lists its product as uncharacterized. The record is from RefSeq and is a predicted model, not a curated record. Gene Ontology annotation, cellular component: filamentous actin; stress fiber; adherens junction. Lineage: Eukaryota; Fungi; Ascomycota; Lipomycetes; Lipomycetales; Lipomycetaceae. Bases 314 to 1201 code for a protein of 295 amino acids. Gene Ontology annotation, biological process: actin cytoskeleton organization; muscle structure development. Gene Ontology annotation, molecular function: actin binding; muscle alpha-actinin binding. The transcript has a single exon.
GCAGCAGCAGCAGCAGCAGCAGCAGCAGCAGCGACCACUCGUCACACAUUCUCCGGUCAACGACUAUCAACACAACAACCAAAGCCAAGCAAGCUCCCAAUCUCAACCCCAGUACUCAGAGUCAAAACCACAAGAAAGCGAGUCUGCUUCUGCUUUGGCUCAAAGGUUAGGAAGUACUGCCAGCACUUCCAGCUCCAGCUCCAAAGACUCCUUCUCAGCACGAGGAUCAACAACCAGCACCUCUUCUUCCAUCGAGAGCCCUUCAUAUCAAGCGCAGAGCAGUAUACCUCCUCUCACGAUCAAUGAAUCACCGAUGGAUGAAUACGAAGCCUGCUCGCCUUCUCCCAUGGAUGUGGACGGAGGUUACUCAUCGUCUGACGAGGAAAUGCAUUUCUCCUCCAAAGUCAGAAUUCUGUCUCAGCUUCAGAUGACUCUCACGCCCUCAAACCCCGAAUUCCCGCACCACACUCUCUCUACUAUCCCCGACGAACCCGACAACGCAGGCGCACUAUCUGAUGUGAGCGACGAGGACAUCCCCAGCACACCAGCUCUGAAUAUCUCCAGCCGGCGGCCAUGGGGAGACGACAGAGAGCUACAGGCAGACGAGUCAAAACCUUCCAGGAAAUCAAAGAAAAAGCAUACCUGCACAGCAUGCAACAAGCUCAUCGAAGGCCGAUCAAUACGCGCUCCUCGCGAUGGUUCUGCUCCACGAUCCAAGCACCGCUGGCAUAAAGAGUGCUUCAGGUGUACGGUGUGCCAGGCGCCUUUUGACGGACUUGAGUGCUACCUUUCUUCCGAUACACGGAUGCCUUUCUGUGGCGCCUGCUACCACACGCGAAACGGCAGUCUCUGCUGCAUCUGCGGUUCUGGCGUUGAAGGUCCUUGCGUGCUGGUUGAAGAGGACGAUGACGAGCAGUAUUUCACUCGCAAGUCUCAUACCGACUGCUUCAAAUGCAGCGAAUGCUCUAUCAUUCUGAACAAGUCAUACUAUGAGAUGCAACGAGGUGAAUUCAUGUGCGAAGUCCACGCUAUCCAAACAUACAACAAACUACGGGCGCGAGCAUUCGUGUCGAAAGGCUUGCCUAUGAGUGCACAGGCUGUUGUGUCUGCACAAAAGCGAAUGAGCAGGAUAGAGCGAAGGCUUACGAGUACGGUCGUUAACAUUGAUCCGAACCAGUUCAAUAGUGGAGUUCCUUUCUGAUGAUUGUCAUUGUUGUACCGCUUUUUGUUUCUUCAUUACCCAUGGGCGAUGGUUUGAGAUGUCUAUGUACCGUCGACGCGUUUCUACGAAUAGAUAACAAUUGGGUAGUUCACUCACUACAUUUCAAUACAUCAUUCUCUUUUUUGUUUAUUUUGGGUUCCCGUUGUUUUUCUGUCUAUAGUUGGUGAUCUUUUGUAUUUUUUUAGGGUUGGAAUCAGCGCUCUCGUCGUCUGGUUUUGGAAAGCAGAGCAUAAACUGUUGUCUCAGGACUGCAUGCUUCGUGUAGUCUACUAGUAAUGAACAAUAGUGAAUUGGAUGAAAUUAAUGAACUUACCUUAACAAUCGGAAUCAGCCCAUGGCGAGACAUAGACAUUCUCAC